Cariama cristata (Red-legged seriema) is the source of this 552-nucleotide messenger RNA. It is a transcript of the gene RPS10, whose product is annotated as ribosomal protein S10. Lineage: Eukaryota; Metazoa; Chordata; Aves; Cariamiformes; Cariamidae. Gene Ontology annotation, cellular component: cytosolic small ribosomal subunit. Gene Ontology annotation, molecular function: RNA binding; structural constituent of ribosome. Bases 8 to 505 code for a protein of 165 amino acids. The record is from RefSeq and is a predicted model, not a curated record. The transcript has 5 exons.
UGUUUAGAUGUUGAUGCCCAAGAAGAACCGAAUUGCCAUCUACGAACUCCUUUUUAAGGAGGGAGUGAUGGUGGCCAAGAAAGAUGUCCACAUGCCGAAGCACCCUGAGCUUGUUGACAAGAAUGUGCCCAACCUCCAUGUCAUGAAAGCCAUGCAGUCUCUGAAAUCCCGUGGUUAUGUGAAAGAGCAGUUUGCGUGGAGGCACUUCUACUGGUAUCUGACCAAUGAGGGUAUCCAGUACCUGCGUGAUUACCUUCACCUUCCCCCUGAGAUUGUCCCUGCAACCUUGCGCCGGAGCCGCCCAGAGACUGGCAGACCACGGCCCAAAGGUCUGGAAGGUGAACGCCCUGCGCGUCUUACUCGGGGAGAAGCUGACAGGGACACGUACAGACGCAGUGCUGUUCCACCUGGCGCUGACAAGAAGGCUGAGGCUGGGGCUGGAGCAGCCCCUGAAUUCCAGUUUAGAGGUGGAUUUGGUCGUGGACGUGGUCAGCCUCCUCAGUAGAACUUCCUGCUCAUGUUUUGUGUAUAAUAAAAUAGGUGAAAAUGCCA